GCUGCCGGCCAGAUCACGUGAUCCUGCCACCACCAGAACUACAUCACCCAUGACGCUUUGGGUGCGAAGGGCAUACGGCGCGCCUUUCGUUGCUAUGGAGCCUUAACGGUUCCCUUUCUUACUAUCGUUUUGGGCAGCAGGAUGCCGUUACCUCCCCUUUCUCCAGCUCGAGUAUUUGCACAGUUGGUCCCUCCGCCCGCCGGGACGGAUAGCCGGGAGAAUGAGCUUUCGAGAGUCGCUGGUGGAGUCCCCGCAUGUUUACUGCCGCCCGGGAGGGAGGUUCAUGUGGGCGGCAGCGCGGAGCUCAGCGCCAGCCCGGACCGAGCAAAAGUCACUUUUUAUCUGAGAAGCAGGAAAGGGGAGGCUGGCGCAGCGCGGAGCAGCGUCACUCGGAGGCUAGAUUAUGUCGUUCAGACUGCCCGGCAGCGCGGAAGUAUAACGGAGAACGAGAUGUCAGUGACAAAGAACUUUAGUAGAACAGACAAUAUUUAUAAGAUGGAAGCAGAGGUCUGCAUUACAUUCAGUGAUUUUGGAAAAAUGCAAGAUGUGUGUAACUUUCUUGUUGAGAAACUAGGUUGCUCUGUUAUCAUCAGUCCACCUCACUUUUACCAUACAAUGGAGAAAAUAGAUGCUCUUCGGCGCCAGGUUUGUCUUGCUGCUGUUGGGAGCGCCCGGCAAAAAGCUCAAGAAGUGUGCCAGUUGUUUGGCCAGCCUCUGGGGAAACCUUUGCUAAUAAGGGAAGAGGAAGUGAAGGAGUGGGAGGGCCACCAUGAAAAUCAUCUAGCCAACUCCCCAGAUUCCCUGGGUUUGCAGCAGAGACUCCAAAGUGGCACCAUCCAUGUUUCCUCAAGGAUAUUUGCUGUUUUUGAAAUAAAGGGAGAGAAGAAGAAAAAACAAGCAGCUCAUAUAAAUGUGAACUGAAUUAUUACUGAAGUCUUGAAUUGUUUUCUUGUGUUAAGAAAAAAUGUUCUCAGGAAGCUCAACUUGAUUUUCCAUUAUCAAAAAAUUAAAACACUGACAUUUAUUCGCUUUUUUAAAAUGAUUCCAUGAAAUUGUAACAGAGGCUGUAAUCCUCUGUAUUUGUGUAUAAGCUGUACUGAACUCAGUGCAUUGGAUCCAAAUUUACCUUUCGUUCCUUGGAAGAAGUGCUCCUGUCAUGGAAGAAGCCCUUGUGCUCACAAAGACGUCUAUGAAUAGAAGCUCCUUCCAUGAUCAAAACAGUGUUUGGAUACAACCCAGUGAAUGUUUGAGUAAACUAUAUAUAGGAUCAAUUUAUUGUAUGCUUAAUAUACUGUUCACUAGAA
Molecule: messenger RNA, 1304 nt
Organism: Rhineura floridana
Lineage: Eukaryota; Metazoa; Chordata; Lepidosauria; Squamata; Rhineuridae
Gene: IRAK1BP1
Product: interleukin 1 receptor associated kinase 1 binding protein 1
Exons: 4
Coding region: 142-921 (259 amino acids)
Biological process (GO): canonical NF-kappaB signal transduction; immune response
Source: RefSeq, a predicted model, not a curated record